GGCCACGUCGAUCUGCUCCUCCAACUAUCGCCAUAGACUGUGCUAGCUUGUGCAGCCACACAGUAUCUGGGAGGCAAUUUUUCUUGACAUACAAAUUUCUAGGGUUAUGAAAUUCAUCAAGAGCCUCUACGCCAGCUAUUUUGGACGUGGCAAUUUAAACGCGGACAUAGAAAGCGGACAUACACCGCUGAGCUUGGCAUCCCCCUUUGAAACGCAGGGAAAACAAUCAAACUGCAUAUUCUGUGGUGCAUCGAAAGCCAAUGGCUUCAAUGUUGUAUGGGAGGAUGAAUCUUAUACAGUGUUUACGGACAGAGACCCUGCAGCCGCGCAUCACUUGCUGGUAAUUCCUAAACGUCAUGUUGAUAACAUCAAGUCUUUGACUGCGCAAGAUGCUGACAUGGUUAGCGAAAUGGCAGCGAUUGGCCAUCGCAUACUAGAUGAGCUGAAGGCGCCCCCCGCGUCGCGCCGUCUAGGUUUCCAUAUACCCCCUUUCUUUUCAGUCAAUCACCUGCACAUGCAUGCUCAGGGUCUUCCCUACCGUUCUGCUGUCCGAGCCUUGAAGUACUACGUGUCCGCUGGUAGUCGAGGACACGAUAAGGGAUUUAGCUGGUUCUGCGAGGUCGGACAGGCUGUUCACAUCUUGGAGAACGGCGGUAAAGUCGGAGUGUUUCCGAGCUGAGAUGCAUUGUACUCGAUGGACAUACAAAAAUCCUAUCCUCCCAUAUCUGCAAGGCCACUUCCAAAACCCGUGCCAUUCUCUCAUCGGUGGAAUGACUUAGGCCUAGCUGCUUCUGGUGAAAGCACUGCCUACCGCAUCCUUCAUUUGCAACCGCAACCUUCUCGCCCAUUCCGGCCUGCAGGGACUGCGCAUGCUAUCGCUACCGACUCAGAACAGGCACGCAUAUGCCUCUACUGGGUCGUCAUAUAGCCUAUGGUAUGACGUGAGCCUCAUGACGACCCUGAAGGAUGUCGAAGGUUCGUGCCUACAUACUUAGCUGUGUUUGUCUCCGGGGUUAUUGCAACAGCUAACUUCAUUCGCAAUCGACGUAGGUACUGGUCGCACCGACGUUC
This is a messenger RNA of Rhodofomes roseus, 1071 nucleotides long. Its product is annotated as HIT-like domain-containing protein. Gene Ontology annotation, molecular function: catalytic activity. The record is from RefSeq and is a predicted model, not a curated record. Bases 107 to 679 code for a protein of 190 amino acids. The transcript is spliced from 6 exons. NCBI's taxonomy places the organism in Eukaryota, Fungi, Basidiomycota, Agaricomycetes, Polyporales, Fomitopsidaceae.